AUGGCCCUCCCUGCCUAUUUAUACUGGUGGUUAAAUGGCUGUAUUUUCAUUCCCCCUUGCACCUCCACUGCCCUGAUCAACAUGCAAUAUCCAUCGCUGAUCUUCCAGCUGAAUUCGGUCCCGACCAACGUCUCCCUUUGGGAUGCCGCAAACAUAUUCAAAUAUGCGACUUCGCGGUUUACUGCGAUCCGCAUCUGGUCUGGGAAGCCGAGGCAUACUUCGCAGAGAUUUGUAUUCCCCUAUAUCAACAUAUGUGCCACUAGCAACACUUCCCCGGCCUUGCUGGAAUAUCUCAACGAGGUCGUGAUGAUGCUCACCCACUGGCAGGUGGGAAUCAUGGAUGACGAUGGCCUCUUCCAGUUGUUCCACACCCACCAAUUCAACAUGGCAGGCGACCUAAUGGUCGCUACUGGAUCAUCUCCGACUAUGCCCACAGUUGGUGGAAUGACCGGUUCGACGUCCCUGGCCGCAUAUUUGCUGCUGCCGGAGAUGCGCAGGCAUGAUGUCGGUCCGGACCCCCUGUUGACCAAUCUCCGGGUCAUCAAAGACAAUCUCGGAGAUCUCGGUGCUCAGCUCAAGCAAUGGCUCUCCAGGAAGAUGGAAGAUGCAAAUGUUGCCUUGGAGGUCAUGACCGCCCUCGAGGGUCCGGUAGACGACCUCCAUGAUGCCAUCGCGGCAUCACAGCAGUUGUUAGACGGGACCCAGGCGAUGCAGGAGCUGGGUGAAUAUCAGUGA
Molecule: messenger RNA, 735 nt
Organism: Suillus paluster
Lineage: Eukaryota; Fungi; Basidiomycota; Agaricomycetes; Boletales; Suillaceae
Exons: 3
Coding region: 1-735 (244 amino acids)
Source: RefSeq, a predicted model, not a curated record